CCCGGCGCCCCAGUCACACUCCAGCCGCGCCGCUCGCUCUGCCGGCUCGGCACCGGGAGCCGGGCUGCGGUGGCCGCUAGCGGCUCCGGCCGGUCCCCUGCCGGGUGCGGGCCAUGCCCCUUCCCCCAGCCCGCGCCGGAGCCGCCGGCAGGAGCCGCCGCCCGAGGUUCCCAGAGACGCUGUCAGUUGCCCUGUGCUCACCUGAGUAAACUGGCAGAGGAUGGAAGUGACCAGCAGCAGCUUGGCGAAGGGUUCUCCUCUGGAAACUGGAGUGCAACAGCCGCAAAGAUGGAGAAUACAAAUGCCCUCAGCCUGAGCAGCCCUGUGCCAGGGCCUGCCACACCUGAAUCUGUAGCCUGAUAGCACAGGGCCUGUUUCCGGAGUGGGUGAGCGCCCGUCUCGGCCACAACAGACCGCUCCUGUUAAGAUCUCUCAUGAAACUUAAUGCAAAGGUGCUUGCUCUGCUGUCCUGCAAACUACAGGUGCAGCUUUCUCUGCCCCCACAGGGAGAGCCCUGCCACAGGCAGCAGAACCCCUCUCUGCUUGCUGAAGUGUCCCCAGGGUGGCAUGUGGAGAGAGCAGAGGGGGGGAUAAAUGGUCUUUUGACCCCUGGCUCCCAAGGAACUGCAGCCACCAGCCCAGCCACGGAGCAGUGCAGCCCUGGGUCGCUGGCAAAUCAGGCACGAGAAAACUGAUGGGAAAGCACUAGUUGUCUGGCCACACAGAGUCUCUGAGAGUGCCCAGGCUGUAGCCUCUUUCAGGCAGAAAGCUUGACUGUUCUCUCCUUGCUCAGCCCGAUGCCAGGAGCCGAGGAUGCUGGUCGCUUGUUGCUGUCAGCAGCAUGCCUGGGGCCUUGGCAGACGUAACUCCUAGCCCACAGGCACCCUAAGGAGCCUGAGUCCCUGGAGUGAGGUCUUGGCGGGGAUGGGGAAGCUGCCCCAUCCGGGCUGGUGAGCCCCACAGUGGUGGUGUCGGGCCCUUUCCUGACAAAGGAUGUCAGCAUCGUCUCUGAAAGCCACUCUCCAUGCAGCCUCCCGGUGCGCAGUAGUGAUGGCUCUGCCAGGCUUCUCGUGGACCAUACUUCUGCUACUCUGUGCCCUGGAGCAGCUGGGGGCCCUGGCCAUGCACACGGAGGCUGGGAGGCCGGGCCUGGAGCAGUCAGGGAACAGCAUGCUGCUGGCAGGCGGACGUGUGAAGCGCGGCUGGGUGUGGAACCAGUUUUUUGUGGUUGAGGAGUACACGGGCACGGAGCCGCUGUAUGUAGGAAAGAUCCACUCGGACUCAGAUGAGGGGGAUGGGUCCAUCAAGUACACCAUCUCCGGGGAGGGCGCAGGAACCAUCUUCCUCAUUGAUGAAGUCACAGGAGACAUCCAUGCCACCGAGCGCCUGGACCGGGAGCAGAAGACGUUCUACACACUGCGGGCACAGGCCCGGGACCGCCAGACCAACCAGCUGCUGGAGCCUGAGUCUGAGUUCAUCAUCAAGGUGCAGGACAUCAACGACAGUGAGCCCCGUUUCCUGGAGGGGCCCUACAUAGGCAGCGUGGCCGAACUGUCCCCCAUAGGCACAUCCGUGAUGAAGGUGAUGGCAUCAGAUGCCGAUGACCCCACGUACGGCAGCAGUGCCAGGGUGGUGUACAGUGUAUUGGAAGGGGAGCAGCACUUCACAGUUGACAGUAAAACAGGUGUGAUCCGGACGGCAGUGGCAAAUCUGGACAGAGAAACUCAGGACCGGUAUGAAGUGGUGAUCCAAGCCACGGACAUGGCAGGGCAGCUGGGUGGCCUGUCUGGAUCCACCACGGUCACAAUUGUGAUCACAGACGUCAACGACAACCCUCCACGAUUCCCACAGAAGAUGUACCAGUUCAGCAUUGUGGAGACUGCCCUUGUGGGCUCUGCGAUUGGGAGAGUGAAGGCGGAGGAUUCGGAUGUGGGGGAGAACACAGACAUGACAUACCAGAUCAAAGAUGAGGACGGGGUGCAGAUGUUUAAAGUCACCACAGACAGCAACACCCAGGAGGCGAUCAUCACCGUGCAGAAGCCCCUUAACUACGAGGCCAAGACGGUUCACACGGUGGUGGUGGAGGCCCUGAACAAGUUUGUGGACCCGAGGUUUGUAGAUCUGGGCACGUUCCGAGACCAAACCAUUGUGCGGGUCUCUGUGCUGGACGUGGAUGAGCCCCCAGAGUUCCAGCCCCCCUCUGACCUGAUGGAAGUCCAGGAGGAUGCCUAUGUUGGCUCUGUGGUAGGAGUGGUCACCGCCCUGGACCCCGAUGCUGCAAACAACCCUGUCCGAUACGCCAUCGAUCGCAACACUGACCUGGAGAGGAUUUUUGACAUUGAUGCAAACACAGGCGCCAUUGUGACAGGCAAAGUCCUGGAUCGGGAGACGGCAGGGUGGCACAACAUCACGGUCCUGGCAAUGGAAGCAGACAAUCAUUCUCAGGUGUCUAGAGCAUCUCUGCGUAUCCGAAUCCUGGAUGUGAACGACAACCCACCCGAGCUGGCGACGCCGUACGAGGCUGCGGUAUGUGAAGAUGCCAAGCCCGGCCAGCUAAUUCAGACAAUAAGUGUCGUGGACCGUGACGAGCCUCAGAGUGGCCAUCGCUUCUACUUCACGCUGGCCCCAGAAGCCACCAACAACCACCACUUUUCUCUGCUGGAUAUCCAGGACAACACGGCCGCAGUGCACACGCAGAGAGUGGGCUUUAACCGCCAGGAGCAGGACAUUUACUUCCUUCCCAUUCUGGUGGUGGACAGUGGGCCUCCCGCCCUGAGCAGCACGGGGACUCUGACCAUCCGGGUGUGUGGUUGUGACAGCACAGGGGCCAUCCAGACCUGUAACAGCACAGCCUAUGCCAUGUCUGCAACGCUGAGCCCUGGAGCUCUCAUCGCACUCUUGGUUUGCAUCCUCAUCCUGAUUGUGCUGGUUCUCCUAAUCCUCACUCUGAAGCGACACCACAAGAGCCACCUGACAUCAGAGGAGGAUGAGGACAUGAGGGACAAUGUUAUCAAGUACAAUGAUGAGGGGGGUGGGGAACAGGACACCGAGGCCUACGACAUGUCAGCCCUACGCAGCCUCUAUGACUUCAGUGAGCUCAAAAGCAGUGACGGUGGGGGAGGGCCGGGAGAUGGGGGCAUGACUAGUAACCCGCCCUCCGAGCUUCAUGUCCUCCCACAGUGGUUCCAGAACCCAGACCUGGACUUCUCCAUGUUCAGAGACUACAUCAGCAGGAAGGUGGAUCAGGCGGACGAGGAUCUGUCUGUCCCACCAUAUGACUCGUUCCAAACCUACGCCUUUGAGGGCUCAGACUCCCCCGUCCCAUCCUUGAGCUCCAUCAACACCUGGUCCACCAGCUCAGAACAGGACUUCUCCUAUCUUAGCAGCUGGGGGCCACGCUUCCGGCAGCUGGCGGCUCUCUAUGCUGGGCAUAAAGGUGAGGAGGAGAGCAAAGAAUCCUAGCCACAAUUAACCAAAAAUCCACAACAAGAUGGAGAGAACGAUUUCCGAACUUGGGGAUUCUCCAGGCUUCCCAUGUCUUUGAGGGCUGCUGCGGAAGCAAGCUCAGGUCAAACAAUAAGGACAAUAUGUCAUCCAGAUAAGAGUCACUUCACUAUCCACCCUGGCAUGGAAGGAGAGGCAUCAAGGACCAUUUUGGACAGGGCGAGUGAUGGCUUUAUGAUGUGCUUUUUGUUAGCCGCCUCUUUUUAGAGGCUCUGUAGCACACACAUAACAAGGCUGAAGUGCCCAAAGGAGCUGUUGUUACCAUCCUAAUCACUUUCAUACCAAUCUCCAUUAAAGCACUCCAUGUUAAUUUAAGAAAGAGAAAAUCUAAUUCAAGAAAAUUCGGACAGGGUUUUCCCCCACAAAUUAUCAUUCAAAUCGAUCUGUGCAAUGAGCCCAGUUAAGGAGAUGAAGAAAGAAAGAGGAGUCUUUUGUUGUCUAAAUUGAUUUUGUCACUUGAUUCAGAGCAUUUGAUGGGCUUUGAUUUUAAGAGCUUUCCUUGGAGAGCGAAACAAGCUUUUAACUUUCGUUCUGUUUUUCUCCCCCUUAUAUUUACUGACUUUUCUGAAUCUCUUUCUUCUUUCCUUGUAUUUCAGUUCCUCUAGCUGUGGCGAGCUGGUGUUUCUGUGCAGAAUCCCAGCUGCUUACAAUCAGUGGAGCAGUUUACAUUUGCUGAGUUUUGGAGGUCCUGGGUGCUAGUUCCUAGGUCAGGUCUUUUAAAGAGGGAUUUUUACACUAGGGUCAAACAUACUUUGCUUCCGAACUGGGCUUGAGUUUCACCUCAUGGUUUUUAUUAGAAUUUUCCCGUCCAUUUUUGCCAUGUAUCACAGAUAUUUAUGUUCAUGCCAACAUCUAUCCCUCCUGCUUAAUCAACAAUGAAGUCAUUGUUCUGAGGUUCUGGCGUCCCAAUGAUCCCUAUGGUAACAAACUGUGAUGUCACUAAUACAGGAUUAUGAUUAUGUGGCUGGACUGUGGGCAGUGAAGCUGAAAUGUGAAGGAGGAAAUUCUCUGAGCCCGUGUUGUAGAGGUAACAGUAGAGGGAAUGCAGAGCAUCCUUAAAGACGGCGCUUUCUGGGGGAAGUUCUCAGCCAGCCCGGGGCCUGAUGCCUCAGGUCCCUAGGGGUUGCAGUGCACUCUCUCACAGGCACAGCACUUCAGCCAGCUGCAGCAUCCCCAAACGAGGUAGCCUGGAUGGCUGAGAAGGGAGCGAGCCUCUUCAGCCUGUUCGUUCUUGAGCCACAUUCUGCAGCCAGCGAGAGCGGCAAGCAGUGCCAGGCUGCAUUUGUGCGUAUGGGAGGUGGAUGCGCUCCCCAGCAGGCACAGGCCUGUCAACACCAACAACACAUUUCACCUCAGCCCCUGACUGUCGGUCAGCUGAUCACAGCCUUUGAUGACAAGUCCACCCCAGCUCUGGGAGCAGGCCCUGUAGAGGUGCCAGACACCAGGCACCAUCAGCAAAGCCAAGCCAUGCAAUCCCCCAACCCAACUUUUUUUUUGCAAGUUUGCCCUAAAGUGAAAGUCCCUUCAGGUUUCCACAGAAGUGGCUGGCAGAAGGAUUCUGUUUAUAUUUCAGGGUGAGAGCAGGGGAAUUUUCCUUUAGGGAAAAAUUACCAGAGAAUGUGAGCCAUCGGUCCCCCGAGUACCAGCACAGUGUAGUACCAGGAAACAUAGUACGGUUAAUUCGGAGCUGCCUGGCAAAGAGCAGUGCUGGACCGUGAGAACUGGGGUCAAUGAGGUGGGAAAGCACAGGCAGUCCAAAUGCCGUGGUCCACGAAAUGGCAUUUGAGGGACAUGCUGAGUAUCCCAGGGAUGUCUUCAGGUCAGUGACAUUCUCGGAGUAAAUCCCAGCUAACGUUUCAGAGCCCUGUUCAGCAGGGCACACAAGCAGCUUCUUGUGCAGCUCUGGCUACAGCAGCUUCUUAUCUGCUGAUGUGGGAAAAAUCAAUGUCGUAAUUGAUACAUAACUGAUAAGGCCUCCCAAGGUUUGUCAUAGUCAUUGGGUUUGUCCUCUUAGCCUAGUCACAGUCAGUGUUUUCUAUCCCAGUUGCCAAUUCCUUGGAGACUGUGUUUGAUAUAAAUGUAUGUGCAUGUUCAUUUUAUACUGUGUUCUGUUUUCCAGCAGUUUGUAUUGCCCUGAGCUGCAGAGGAAGCCCCAUGCUGUGGUAUUGGGGCAGGCUAGAAGGACAUGUUAGAAAAAUAAUAGUCUCUGCCUGUUGUUCCUGCGACAACAGGUUCCCCCUCCCCUGCUGCAGCCACUCAAGGCUCACAUGCUCUUGAGCAUCUGUCUCCCCAACUCAGGUGUUUUUGGGAGACUCUCCCAAGCCAGCCAGAAUUCAGCAUUUAAACUUUGAACAAGCAGAGUUCCUCAUCUCUCUGGGUCUCAGUAUGGCUGCAAAGGCUGGGGGAGCAGCCCCUAUCUUGGUAUCUGUGCAAAUCUCUCAUGUCCUGGAUGCCACACGUUGUCUUGUUAGUCCUUUACUAUGAUUUUCCCCCACUGAUGUUAGAGAAGCAGCCAGAUAAAUGCACUGCCUUUGAGCAUGCUCAGUCAUUCCCGGACAAUGCCACCAAUUCAGCAGUAAGAGAAUGGAGAAAGGCCUCUCUUUCCUUGGGAACUUUUUUGUGUUUUCCCUUUGUGACAAUGAACCACUCUGCCCAAUCCCCUGCUGAACUGGCCUUUGCUCUCGGAAGGGCCUCAUGCAAUUGCCAGGGAUUGUCUAGCAGAGGAUGCAGUCUAACAGGGUAUGUAUUCUGAAUGACCAAACUGGCUUCCAAUUGUGCAUCCUGGACCAGCCAACCCCUCCCCAACGCACACAACCUCUUCUGCAUUUUUAUUUUUAAUUCCAUCUGUAAAUGCAAUGGUCUGGAACAGCCCAGCUCAGCUUCUGUCUGGGAUCAGGCUGCAGAGGUGCCUAGGCAACACUGCUGGCUUCACUCCACACCACACUGUGCCCAUGAGCACCCCCUACAGGAAGGAGCUGGCAGACUGUUUGGGUGUUUGAUGGCGUCACUUUGCUUUUUUCCCU
This is a messenger RNA of Dermochelys coriacea (leatherback sea turtle), 6527 nucleotides long. RefSeq names its product cadherin 22 (gene CDH22). Gene Ontology annotation, cellular component: catenin complex; adherens junction; plasma membrane. Gene Ontology annotation, biological process: multicellular organism development; homophilic cell-cell adhesion; cell morphogenesis. Bases 994 to 3462 code for a protein of 822 amino acids. The transcript has 12 exons. The record is from RefSeq and is a predicted model, not a curated record. Lineage: Eukaryota; Metazoa; Chordata; Testudines; Dermochelyidae. Gene Ontology annotation, molecular function: calcium ion binding; cadherin binding.